GAGUGUUUGUUUCAUCUGGGAGCAAGUGAGAAAUGGAUCAAAUCGUACUUGCAUAGCGAAAAUAGGCCGCGAAAAAUAUGUCCGCGUGUAUCCAACUAUGGUCGUGAAUUCUGAUGGCUCAACUUAUACAAUUAGAUACCAUGAGCCCAGAAAAAUUAUUAAAUUGCCAAUGGAUACAAGUAAGUUAACAGCUGAAGAAUUGCAUAUACAUUUAAAUAGAAGAAAGGGAAUAAAGAAAGUAGUUAUAGAGGAACAAUUUGAAGAUGACUUUGAUAUAAACCGGUACAGCCAUUUAUGGAAAGAUAAAUCAACAGAAAACAAAUAAGACCUGUAGUUGUAGCUAUAUUAUAAAUAAACUAUUUUAGAUCA
Messenger RNA from Parasteatoda tepidariorum (common house spider), 369 nucleotides. RefSeq names its product mitochondrial ribosomal protein L55 (gene mRpL55). Lineage: Eukaryota; Metazoa; Arthropoda; Arachnida; Araneae; Theridiidae. Gene Ontology annotation, biological process: translation. Gene Ontology annotation, cellular component: mitochondrial large ribosomal subunit. Gene Ontology annotation, molecular function: structural constituent of ribosome. The record is from RefSeq and is a predicted model, not a curated record.